GUGUAGAUAUUAAGGAAUUCCUGGCACUUAGAAGCAUUCUGUAAGUAAUAACCUAUUAUCAGUGCAGGGACAACCAUACCUAGAGAUUUCAACCCCAUCAGGGCUCUUUGUUUUUAUCUUUUUCAUCUUUAGUAAAAGUAUAGACCAGGCUGCUGUAAUAAAGAGACCAUCAAAAUAUAGUGGCAAAAGUCGAUUUCAGUACAAGGUAGAAGGUUAUUUCUCUCACCUGUGCAGCAAUAGGCAUGGGGUCCAGGGCAGGAAGGUGGCUGGGCUCCAUGAUGUCAUCUGGCACCCAGGUUCCCAUCUUGUCACAUGGCCACGCUGAGCUGCAAGGGAGGCUGUAAAUUUAGUGUCUAGUUGGGCAGCCAAGAGUCUGAGGAAGGAGAUUCUGGGAGUAAAGAGGAGAGGGAGAGAAUGGAUGCAGGGAGACAGCCAGCAGACUCGCCCAGGCCUGGGUGUUGGCUUCCUUUUCUGCUGCUGCCACUGGGCUUUCUCCAUGCACUGGGGCACGUGGCAGCUGACAGCUCCAGACUUGCAUCCUCCCAGCUUGGGGGCCCUGAAAGAAAGAUUUCUUCCCUCCAGUUCUAAUUUGGAAAAAUCUCAGAGAAAGGUUCUCACUGGUUUGUCGGGAAUCCCGUGCCCUCUUGGAUCAGUCGCUGUGGCCAAGGACGUGUGGCCCUGUGAUUAACCCGAUCCAGGUCAUGGCCUUUCCUCCAUCCCCCCACGGUGGAGAAACAGCAGAGCCCAUUUCCAAAACAGAGUGUUGGGAAGACAAAAACAAUACCUAUUACAAAUAGUAAACAAGUCUAUCAUUGUGGACUGAUACGGUUUGAAAGCGUGUUGACAGUCGUGUGUGUCCUGGGAGAAGCCAGCUGGACUCUGUCUCCAUGGUGGCUCUCACCCCAGGGACAGUCUAUCACCAGACGGUUACUUUUAUUACCACAGAGAAGAAAAUCUCUUUGUCCUCAUAAUACUCCCAGAAGAGCAGGCAGAUGGAAGAGACCUUGGUUGGUUAGGGCAGAGGGGCUAGUUGGCUCAUGUAGCUGAUAGGGCCAAGUCUAGAUGUGGCUUGAGGCUGGAUUCUAGGACUGACCACAGCAUCAGCAGGCAGCUGUCUCUCUUCAGCUCUUGACUCUGCUUUCUUGUGAACUGGCUUCAUUCUCAAGGCUUUACAAUGUGACCCUGUAGCUUCAGUUGUUGAUAGAAAGAGCUCCUCUUCCCUGAUAAAACCCCUGGACCUGUCUCUCACUGGUCCAAAUCGAGGAGGUAUCCAGACUCAAGUAACCACUGUGGCCAGGAAGAUGGGAUACACUGAUGGGCUGGGCCUGGGACGUGAACCCACAUGGACUGAGACUUGGUAGUUGAGGGUGAUUUUACCAGAAGAGGAGAAGAAUGGGUGCUGGGCAGGAAGAAUCAUCAGGUGUCAAGUUCAGAACUUUCCCUUUCUCUGGACAUCUUCACUUUUCUCCGUCUCCCUUCCCAGCCUUAGCCCCUCAAUCCCUCAUUACUCUUGGUCUUGGGGAGUACCUUCUGAGGGGUACCUGGGCCUGGAUUAGCAGCACAGAGAGGAUGUUGCUUAGCCAAAGUAGGGUGUUCAAUAAAGAGCCAUCUGAAGGUGCUCUUCUUCCUGAAACUGCUUCCUCGUGGACCCCAUAGCACCUUAUUGCCGGUGUGUUGUGUGUGUGUGUGGGGGUCCUUGUCAACGUCUAGGUGGAAUUGUAGUUGUGUCCCUGUGUUCCUAUCUGAGCCCACGCUAGCUGUGAGCUCCUAAGAGGGCAGACAUGAGCCUGUGGUAUCCAGCACAUACUUAAUGGGGUGGGUCCUGGAUGUGGGUCCCUCUCCCCCUAGUUUCCACCCUACCCUAGAUAAGUCUCAUGUUGCAGGAUCCUGGGUGCUGGGAACAAGGCUGAAUGGUUGACUUGUGAGCCUCCUGUUGACCGAUUCUGUUCCAUGUAGCUGCACAGGGACCUUGUGGUUGAUUGGGAUCUGUGGUGGCUUCUGAAUUAGUCACUUCUGCAUGAGCCAGUUCACUCAGAGCCCAGGCCGCAGCCCCAUUCUUAGUCACUCUGGCCCAUCUGGGUGAUGGCAGACUUGGAAUGAAUCAGACAAACAUUGCUCCUGUUAACACAUCCUUGGCAGUUUCUCAGCUAUAAAGCAGGGAUCUUGCUGGCUAGGGAGGCCUUUCUUGGUAUCUUGAUCUGGCUGGUGAGAGCCCUCAGGGUGUCCAGAACGCAGAGCUCAGCCGUGUUCUGACUUGCCCUCAGCUGUUCCCCAGGACAGACUGCAUCUAACAAAACUGGGUGGUUGCUGUGCGUGGUCAGAUCUAGCUGGCUGAUCUCCUAGGGGUAGCUUCUAUGGAGCUGUGAGACUCCUGAAAUGGCAGGGCUGAAACAGUGUGUUCAGUGGUCUGGUAGUUUCAAAACAGGUGUCAGCAAAAUGUCCUGCCAGCAUGGACCAGUUCCCAUAGGUCCAUGAUCACUGAAACCCUGCUAAAGUCCCAGUGAUGGGGUUGUGCUUUUGUAGAACAUAUACUUGCUGCUCUUUAGGGAUAGGAAGUGGGGGCCCUGACCACAUGCUAUGUCACUCGUAUAUUCAUUUGACAAGUACUUACUGUGCCACUACUGAGUGCCAGGCACUGCCCUCGUGGAGCGUAAGACAGAACCAGUCCCUGCCUGCAGGGAUCUUACAGCUUAGCCAAGGGAACAAAGUAGACUUCUCUGAUGGAGGCCUGAGGGGCCCUUCUUGAGGGUGACCCUAGCAGCGAAGGGUGUGGGUGCUGGGGGCAGCAGAUCAAGUCCCAGCACUGCUUGUGCCUUUCAGGGAGUUAUCUCGCCUUGUGGAACCUCAGAUUUCUCAUCCUUAAAAUGGGGAAGAUGUGUCAGGGUUGUUACGAUGAUUAAAUGCAUUCAUACAUGAGAAUCAUGAGUACAGGCUCAUGGUGAGCGCUCGGUAAGCGGUACAACUACUGUUACUAGGACGGCGGCACCUAUAGCAUACUAGGUGUGUUAUACUAUUAUGUAGACCUUCCACUAUUAUUAGGAAGUGAAACCCUACAAGGUGCAGCAUUCCUAGAUUUUUUAAAAAUUUAAAAUGAAAUUAAGACCACCUUUCCCUUUAUAACUGGUUCACUAUAAAGAGGAGAUGGGGAAAAGAAAUCACCCGUCCUUGCUUUGCAUCUAGGGGGUGCGAGGCACUUCUUAGAAAACGUUUACUCCUCCCAACCGUCAAAAAAGUAGGGGUUUUUACAACCCAUUAUAUAGACAAGGAAACCAAUCUUCAGAGAGGUUAAGUAAAUUUGCCCGAUGUCACAUAGCUAAUUAAUGGCUGAGCGGGAAUCAAAGCCAAGUCUUCCCUGGCUGCAAAGUCCAUGUUUUAUGCAGCAAAGCACUUGGCCCUGAGGACUACACUUGCUGCUCUGUCAGUUAGUCCUUUGCUUUCCUGCAGUUUCUGCUGGUGGGUCAGCCACACCUGCUUUUAUUAUGAGCUCUGACCCUUACCCUGAAGUGAGAAGAGAUAGCACAGACGUCCAGCUUCCCUGAGGAGGCUAAAAAUAGCCUUUUCUGUAUCUUCAAGUCCAGUGGGCGUCAGGCAGACGGUUGGUGCAUAUGAUAAUCAGUCAAGAAAGAGACACGGGAACGGAGUCCACACCUCUCUGGCCUUCAGACCUUAGCUCUGAAGCCCAUGGGUGUUCUUGGUCCUACCAACUUGUCUCUUCAGCUGCAUUCAUCUCAGCCUUUGCUGUCUGCUGGGUGCACUUUGUGACUUCCGAUGGAAGUAGCAAAAGCCUGAGGAAGCAAUGUGGCCAGAGGAGAGGGGAGAAAAAGGAAAUGUGAGAAGCCCAGGAACUGAAAAGGCCUGUUGAUGACUUUAAGCAACUUGGGAAUAGGCACAAGUUCUUUUUAUUUCAAUAAUAAUAACCACCACCACCACCACCACCAUCACCAUCACCAUCACCAUCACCACCACCAUGUACUUGGUCCUACUUGAAGUACUGUGCUCAUAGAAUCUCUUCACAAGAACCUUAGGAGAUAGGCACAUAACCUCCUAGAUAGAAUCCUAGGAGAUGAGUGCUAUAAUUACCCUCAUUUAUAGACCUGGAAAUUGAGGCACAGAGAGGUUAAGUCACUUGCCUGAGGUCACACAGCUAGUCAGGGGUGGGGCUGGUGUUUGAGAUCAGGAUUUUUUUAGUCCAUGAGUUUAACCAACACAUCACAUUGCUUUUUGGUAGGAGGGAGGGAGUGAGGGAGUGAGCAAGUGAACCAAAUGAGUCUGGGAUUUGGUUCUUGCCAGACAGACAAGGCCCUGAGAGGCCAUGUGCAGACAGGUGUGCUUUGGAGUCAGCAGAGUUGGGUCGAAAUUCAGACUCUGCUACCACUUCUUGACUGCCUGACCUUGGGCAAGUAACGGAAUACAGAAGUACUUAUUUCCUCAUCUUCAAAUGGGAAUAGUAGUCCUUUUCUCCUGGUGUCUUUGGGUGGAUUCGAGGUAAUUUCUGUAAAGCUCUUGGCCUCAUGCCUGGUGUGUAGUGGGUCCGUAAGGGCUUGUUGUUAGCAUUGUUAUUGCUGGUCCUGUGCGGAUGGACUGGCUUUGCAUGGCCCAGCUGCAGCCGUACAAAACUGAAACUCGACGUUGACAAGGACUAGGAGGGACUGUGAAAGCAGCUGUUAAAGGAUGAAAGGGAAUUACAGUUUCUUCAAUGCUUCAUCAUUUUUAAAGUAAAUAUUCCUAAUGGAAUAAAUAAAACACACUUGAAGUUGCAGUAGGUGCUCAACAAGCCUUUGAAUGAAAUGAAAAACACUCUAAAUAUUUUUUAAUUUAAUUCGAUUUAAUUGCUUAAAAUAUGAUAGUGGAUACCCUUGGCUGGUUGUUACUGAAAGGGGGCCUGUGCAAAAAGAAUGAACACUGCAGGCCUGUAAUGAUAACCCUGUAGGUGCUGAAUUUACUGCCAGGGGGUUGAGUAAAUUUGUAAUGAAAAAAAAUGGGAAGUUUUUUUUUUUAAAUGCCUUUGUCUUUUGUGGCUAUUGUAUCUGAGUAUAUGAUAAAAUUGAUUUAAAAUGUUACAUGCUUGUAAUUUCAUAAAUGCUAGAGGAACCAUCUCAAACUAACAUGCAAGAAUACAAUAAAAUUAAGAAGGUGUUGGUGGGAUACAGCUUCCUUGCUUUUGCCAUUGGUGGAUGGGUUGGAAUUUAAAUUCUUUGGAUAUUGGAACCAGAACAUGUCUCCAUAACCAAUGAUUUUCUCUGUGACUUGUGUCUGUUGGAGCCUCUGGAAAGAGGGUGAUGACAUGAAAAGAGAGGCAAUCUCUGGAUGGAAAUAUACAUUUGUAUUCGAAAAAGCAGUUAAAUUGCUAAUGAGCCUCUGUUGAAAUCAAAUAUCUGACCCUUAGAAGCUGAUGACUGUCCAGUCUGAUGUACAUAUUUUUGAGUGGGUCAGUUUGGGCUCCAAGACUGACAAGAUAAAAAGGAACCUUGCUGCUGCUUGGACGUGGACCAUGGCUGUCUGGCAUUGCAGCAUACCUUUGCUGCUGCCGAAGAAAAGCACCUGGCUUGUUUGGAACCCCAAAUUCACUGAUCCUAGUUGCCUGGACCCAACUCUAAGCUGACCCCUGAUACUGGCUGUCAUGCACUGUUUCAGCCUCAGCAGAAGCUAUGCUCAACUGAAAGCAGACUCGGGCUCCGUGAAUAGGACACAGAUGCUGGGACCACUGGAGAUUUAGGACUCCUCCAGUAGGGCUCUAAAUGAUGAAAACAUACAUCAUGGAUGCUGGCUGUACCACCUGAGUCACGUACAGAUGCCCAUGGGAAAGCGUCUGUUCUCUGAUGAGACCAUCUGAAACCAAGCUGCUGAUCAGCUCUUUAUAUCUGAUGCCGAGGCGAAUUGCAUCCUGACUUGUGAUUCCUGCCAAAAGCUGCAAGUGAGAGGAGGGCACAUCACAGGGGCUCUGACUCUUCCACCCGCUUUUGACAGAUCAGGCUCUGGGCCUUCUCUGGGGGAUGGCUCGCUGCUGCUGACCGGUGUGUUCGGCAUUCUGGAUUAGUUGCAGUUUGCUACAGAUAGCCUGUGACUUUGAUUCUGCCUCCUCACCUCUCCCUCAGUAUACACACCUUAGUAAGGUAGGUUGAUUAUUCAGUGUAGCUGUCUCCAGAAAGGGACUGAUCUUUUCUAGGCUGUCCCUGGUUAACAGGGGUGGGAGGUUAUGUAAACCCACUUCGAAAUUUUUUAAAUUCAGGAUUUCAUCCUCUUAUUGGUUUGUUAGGGCUGCUAUAACAAAAUAGCACAGACGUGGUGGCUUGCUGGUGUUUAAGCCACCAAUAGAAAUGUGUUUUCCCACAGUUCUAGAAGCUAAAAGUCCAAGAUCAAGGUGUCGGCACGUUUCUCCUAAGGCUUCUCUCCUUGGCUUGCAGAUGGCAGCCUUCUCAACUCUGUGUUCCACGUGGUUGUCUCUCUGUGUUGUCUGUCUCCUAAUCUCUUCUUAGAAGAACACCAGUCAUAUUGGAUUAGGGCCCACCCAGAUGGCCUCAUUUUUCUUUAAUCAUCUCUUUAAAGGCUGUAUCUCCAAGUACAGUCACAUUCUGAGGUACUGACCAUUAGGACUUCAACAUGUAAAUUUGGAAAAAACACAAUUCAGCCCAUAGCCUAUCCGAAUCAAUUCCUGAAUCUGUCUUUCUGGUUCAAUUGUAUUAAAAUGUUUAUCUGCAAAAAUACUUCUGUGCCUCUUGCAUAUAGCCCUUCUGGAUGAAAGUCCUGGAUGAGAAUAAUAGGUGAUGGAAAAAAUAUAAAGUUAGGAUCGCUGAUCUCUGGGGCAUGUUGAUUUUGUAACAAUGAGAAAAAACAGAAACCUGGCACCUAGAGAGCUUUGGGGAGCUUGGGGGAACGUUUAUGAUCUUGGUCAGAACUGAUCUGGAAGCUUUCUCCUCUUUAUGAAGGAAAACUCCUGGCACUGCCUUUCCAUGCUUGAGAAUGCUUUCGGUUCAGAUGGCUGAGCCUGUGAUCAUCCCUGUGCUGAGAAUGUGACAACAGAAGGGGCCUGGCUCCUGUACUUUCCAUACAGAACACCUUUCAGUGUCUCCCACACUCACGAGAUCAUGAGCUGAGUAACCUGGUUUCCUGGACAAACAAGAUUGUUUGGAACUGACUGUCUUCAGGCACUCUCUCAGAAGCUAAGGACUGGAUGAAUUUCUCAGACUGGACUGGAGACUUGUGCAGGAGGCCCCAAGGCAGGAGGCUGCGGUAGAUGGGGUUCCUGAUAACCUGUACGGCCUGCCUAGCGUACGCUCUAGUUGAGGUAUUCUAACAUGAACUCGUUUUCAGUGAUCACAUGUACCCUUUGGAAUUGCACCUCGUCUCUGCACUAUCACCACGCUGCCUCAGCCCUGGAAGGCUUCGGGUCAGCUUGAAUUUACCGGCCACAGCUGUGCCUGAGUCAAUGCCGUGCGCCAGGUAAAAACGAGUCAUGCAGAAACUGAGGAGGAGGCCGCCUGGCUUUCUAAGAUAAACUUUUAUGGUUAGUGGGAUUUACAUUAAUUGGCAUAACUGAGACCAUAUUGCAGGUUGGUCUCAUCCUUGUGUUUGGGGUCCUACCGAUGAUAAUUUUGCUCUAAAGAAGACUUGGCCGGAGACCAAGGGGGUGGACUGUGCAGAAAAGAGCCAAGAAAGCAGGCCUGAGACUGCCCUCCUUCGGAAGACCGCUUGCAAGUUGGCCCUCGGCUGGCAUCUGGGUGCUUGGAUUUCAGGAGGGUUCUCACCAUUCCCUAAAUGAUCAGCGUUGAUCACUGGGCCUAAACUGUGCAAACGGUGUGGCUUAUGUGGCGCACCUGCUUUCCUUCCAGGAACCUGGAAUUUUGGCGUGUGCUAGGCAGAGGGUGCCUGCGUGACCAGCCUCUAGUAAAAGCCCUGGUGCCGGGUCUCUAACGAGCAUCCCUGGUAGACAGCACUUCACAAGUCAUGCUCAUUGCUGGAGGAAUUACAUGUGGCCUGUGUGACUGUACUGGGAGAGGACUCGGGGAAGCUUGGGCUGGUUUCCUCUGGAUUUUGCCCUAUGCACCUUUUCCCUUUGCUGAUUUUGGUUUGUAGCCUUUCGCUGUGAUAAAUGAUAGCCUUCUCUAAGUAGGUCUCUAUGCUGAGUCCUGUGGGUCUCCUAGCGAAUCAUCAAAUUGGGGCGUGGUCUUGGGGCCCCCAACACAGGGCACAAGGGGGACUUCUGGGAUGUUGGUAGUGUUCCCUUUCUCAGUCUGGGUGCUGUUUACAUGGGGUGUCUUUGGUUUGUGAGAAUUCACUGAGCUGUACAACCAAGACAGGUAUGCUUUUUUGGUAUAUAGAUUCAACUUUAUAAAAAGAUAAAACAGAAUAUUACACACCACAGGGAUUAAAAAAUAAUAAUUAAAAAACACUUCUUUUUAUUUAGCAAACAUUUUUAUCACUCCUUUUUACCAGGCAUUGUGCUGGGGCCUUGGGACAUGGGAUAGAAAAGAUGUCAUCACUGCCUUUCAGUUUAUUGGGAGUCAGAUAAAGAGAUGUAUCUCUUUGAUUUCUGUUGAGUUCUAGCAAAGAUAUGACAGACACUAAAGGGUUUCUAACUUGGAUAAUUUGCUAUUGCAGUGUUGCCACUCGAGUAUCUACAGAAGCCAGACAGGCAAAUGGGCAAAGAAUGGUAGCUGGGAACUCUGGCAGACUGGGAAGGUAUGUAGGAAAGAGUUGCCACAGCUAAUAGUUGUUUUUUGGGGUUUUGUUUUUUAAGGAAAAGCCACAGAUCUGAAUUUUUAUGUGAGCUCUCUUGAUUUUUGAGUGCUGUAAAUUAAUCUAAAUUUUAUAAAGUGGGUGGCCAAACAAAAUACCCCUGCAGGCCAAAUUUGGCCUUGGCCUACCAGUUUGCCAGGCAUUCUGUCAACCAGCCUUCUCUCUUACCAAACCAUCAAGGGUCCACUAUUUUAGGCACUGGGAAAUAGAUCAGUGGCCCAGCCAGACAACUUUCUUGCAGAAUGGGGAUUUCUGGACUGUGCUUCUCAAACUUCAGUAUACGUAGGAAUCACUGGGUAGAUUCUGAGUUGGAGAUCUGCGGUGCGCCCUGAAGCUUGGCCUUCCUAACAGGCUCCCAGGUGAUGGUGAUGCUGGUGGUCCCUGAACCAUACUUUGAGUAGCGUUGCUCUGUAAUCCGGAGAGGCUCAGGAGCAGCUGUUUGAAGGAGAGGAGUAGAGGGGUUGUCAUGAAGGUGCAUUUGCCUGGAAAGCAUCCUUUUUUUACUUAGAUUUUAGUUUAUUGGGGUGACUUUGGAAGAAGUUGAUGACUUCGGAGGCGGGUGCUCUGGCUCUCCCAAGCUAUCUCUUGGCGCUGCCAGGUCACUGUUCUGUUUAUAAAGUAGAAGGUGGGGUGGGGGUGGAGGAAGCAGCUAGGAAAAGCUUCCUGCAGGAGGUGCACGUGAACUGCCGGAGUUUCCCCGGCUGCCCUGCAGAGAAAGGGAGAAACCCUGAACUCCCCAUCUCCUGGGGCUGGGUCUCCGCCUCCCCACGCUGGGUAUGGUUUCCCAGGCAUCCCACGUGUCUUCCGUCCUCAAGUACCUGUCAAUCAACUUUCCCCCACGGGCUGGAUAGGAGUUUAAAGGCGGCUGCGGUGCAGAGCGCUCCCAUAGUGCCGCGCGGCGGGCGGGUUUGGAUUUUAAAUCCCCGCGGCCAAUCAGUAGCGCGUAGGCUUUUGUAACGUUCCCGGCGCCGCGUUUGAAUUCGAGGAGGGGCAGAGCGGUGCCAAUCCUCUGCCCAGACCCUGCUAGGUCUGCUGAGCAACUCUGGGAACAUGAGUGCGGCGGCAACUGCAGGAAAGCUGGCGCGGGCACCAGCCGACCCAGGGAAAGCCGGGGUCCCCGGAGUUGCAGCUCCCGGGGCACCGGCGGCUGCCCCGCAGGCGAAGGAGAUCCCGGAGGUCCUAGUGGACCCGCGCAGUCGGCGGCGCUAUCUGCGGGGUCGCUUUCUGGGGAAGGGCGGCUUUGCCAAGUGCUUCGAGAUCUCGGACGCGGAUACUAAGGAGGUGUUUGCGGGCAAGAUCGUGCCUAAGUCGCUGUUGCUCAAGCCGCAUCAGAAGGAGAAGAUGUCCAUGGAGAUAUCCAUUCACCGCAGCCUCGCCCACCAGCACGUAGUCGGCUUCCAUGGCUUUUUCGAGGACAACGACUUCGUGUUCGUGGUGUUGGAGCUCUGCCGCCGGAGAUCUCUCCUGGAGCUGCACAAGCGGAGGAAAGCACUCACUGAGCCCGAGGCCCGCUACUAUCUGCGGCAGAUCGUCCUUGGCUGCCAGUACUUGCACAGAAACCGCGUUAUUCACAGAGACCUCAAGCUGGGCAACCUCUUCCUGAACGAGGAUCUGGAGGUGAAAAUAGGGGAUUUUGGACUGGCAACCAAAGUCGAGUAUGACGGGGAACGGAAGAAGACCCUGUGCGGGACACCUAAUUACAUAGCUCCUGAGGUGCUGAGCAAGAAAGGGCACAGUUUCGAGGUGGACGUGUGGUCCAUUGGGUGCAUCAUGUAUACCUUGUUAGUGGGCAAACCACCUUUUGAGACCUCUUGCCUAAAAGAAACCUACCUCCGGAUCAAGAAGAAUGAGUACAGUAUCCCCAAGCACAUCAACCCCGUGGCCGCCUCCCUCAUCCAGAAGAUGCUUCAGACAGAUCCCACUGCCCGGCCGACCAUUCAUGAGCUGCUCAAUGACGAGUUUUUCACUUCUGGCUAUAUCCCUGCGCGCCUCCCUGUCACUUGCCUCACCAUUCCACCGAGGUUUUCAAUUGCUCCCAGCAGCCUGGAUCCCAGCACCCGGAAGCCUCUCACAGUCCUCAAUAAAGGCAUGGAGAACCCCGUGGCUGAGCGUCCCCGGGAAAAAGAGGAGCCAGUGGUGCGGGAGACCAGUGAGGCGGUUGACUGCCACCUCAGCGACAUGCUGCAGCAGCUCCACAGCGUCAACGCCUCCAAGCCCUCGGAGCGGGGGCUGGUGAGGCAAGAGGAGGCUGAGGAUCCCGCCUGCAUCCCCAUCUUCUGGGUCAGCAAGUGGGUGGACUAUUCGGACAAGUACGGCCUCGGGUAUCAGCUGUGUGACAACAGCGUGGGGGUGCUCUUCAAUGACUCGACGCGCCUUAUCCUCUACAAUGACGGGGACAGCCUGCAGUACAUCGAGCGUGAUGGCACAGAGUCUUACCUCACCGUGAGCUCCCAUCCCAACUCCUUGAUAAAGAAGAUCACCCUCCUUAAGUAUUUCCGAAACUACAUGAGCGAACACUUGCUGAAGGCGGGUGCCAAUAUCACGCCCCGCGAAGGCGAUGAGCUAGCCCGGCUGCCCUACCUGCGCACCUGGUUCCGCACCCGCAGCGCCAUCAUCCUGCACCUCAGUAAUGGCUGCGUGCAGAUCAACUUCUUCCAGGACCACACCAAACUCAUCUUGUGCCCACUGAUGGCAGCCGUGACCUACAUCGACGAGAAGCGGGACUUCCGCACGUACCGCCUGAGCCUCCUGGAGGAGUAUGGCUGCUCCAAGGAGCUGGCCAGCCGGCUGCGCUACGCGCGCACCAUGGUGGACAAGCUGCUGAGCUCGCGGUCCGCCACCAACCGCCUCAAGGCCUCCUCGUAGCCCCCGACCCCCACCAAGGACUGGCACCUUCCUCUCCCCAACCAGCACCUGGCCCCACGCUGGUCAGCUCCCGUGGUGCUGCUGUAUAACGUGCCCCCCAGCCCUGGGGGCUGGGGCGAGAGCCGGCAUCCCUGCGGGUGGGGGCUCUGUGUAAGUUAUUUUUGUACAUGUUCCGGUGUGGGUUCUGUGUCCUCCUCCCCGUCCCUCUCAACCCCACCAUAUGAAUUGUACAGAAUAUUGCUAUUGGAUUCGGGACUGUCCUUUCCUUGCCUUUAUACAUUAAACACGUGUGAAUCGUC
Messenger RNA from Vicugna pacos (alpaca), 11900 nucleotides. RefSeq names its product polo like kinase 1 (gene PLK1). Lineage: Eukaryota; Metazoa; Chordata; Mammalia; Artiodactyla; Camelidae. The record is from RefSeq and is a predicted model, not a curated record. Gene Ontology annotation, biological process: mitotic spindle organization; protein phosphorylation. Gene Ontology annotation, cellular component: centrosome; spindle pole; nucleus. Gene Ontology annotation, molecular function: ATP binding; protein serine/threonine kinase activity; protein binding.